AUGUUGACAUUAUGGACCAGGAUAGUGCCAGCCUUAUUUAUUUUUCUCACCACUGAAUCUAUAGGUUCACUUCUAGAGCCAUGUGGUUAUAUAAACCCUGAAUCUCCACUUGUACAACUUGGUUCUAAUUUCACUGCUACGUGUGUACUAAACGAAAAAUGUUUGGAUCAAUAUUUUGUAAAUGCCAGCAAAAUUUUCUGGAAAACAAAUCAUGCUAUUGUUCCUAAGGAACAAUAUACUGUCAUAAACAGAACAGCAUGCAGCGUCACCUUUCCAUCUAUAUCUUCAUUAAGCACUCAACUCACUUGUAAUAUUUAUGCGUUUGAACAGAUUGAGCAAAAUAUAUAUGGAAUCACAAUAACAGCCGGCUUGCCUCCAGAAAAACCUAAAAACUUAACUUGUGUUGUAAAUGAUGAAAAGAAUAUGAUAUGUCAUUGGGAUCCUGGAAGGAAAACAUACCUGCAAACAAACUACACUUUAAAAUCUGAAUGGGCAACAGAGAAAUUUGCUGAUUGUGUUGCAAAACAAGACACUCCCAACUCCUGUACUCUUGCUAAUGCGCCAGUGUAUUUUGUCAACAUAGAAAUCUGGGUUGAAGCAGAGAAUGCCUUUGGAAGUGUUUCAUCAGACCACCUCAAUUUUGAUCCUGUAGAUAAAGGACCAUCCAAGGAACCAAGCUUCUGGUAUAAAAUAGAUUCAUCUCAUACCCAUGGCUAUAGAUCUGUGGAACUCUUGUGGAAGAUAUUGCCUCCUUCUGAAGCCAAUGGAAAAAUCUUGGAUUAUGAAGUGACUCUAACAAGAUGGAAAUCCCAUUUUCAAAAUUACAGAGUUAAUGAUACAAAACUGAUGGUAAAUCUCACAAAUGAUCGCUACAUAGCAACUCUGACAGCAAGAAAUCUGGUUGGCAGAUCAGAUGCAUCUGUUUUAACUAUUCCUGGCUGUAACUUUCAAGCUCCUCAGCCUGUGAAGGAUCUGAAAGCAUUCCCCAGAGAUAACAAACUUUGGGUUGAAUGGACUGCUCCUAAUGAAUCUGUAAAUAAGUAUAUAGUUGAGUGGUGUGUGUUAUCAGAUAAAUCACCCUGUAUCCCAGACUGGCAACAAGAAGACAGAACUGCACAUCUCACCUAUUUAAAAGGAAACCUAAAGGAGAGCAAAUGUUAUUUGAUAACAGUUACUCCCAUAUAUUCUGAUGGACCAGGAAGCCUGCAGUCUGUCAAGGCAUACCUUAAACAAGCUGCACCUUCCACAGGACCUACUGUUCGAACAAAAAAAGUGGGGAAAAAUGAAGCUGUCUUAGAAUGGGACCAUCUUCCAGUUGAUGUUCAAAAUGGAUUUAUCAGAAAUUAUACUAUAUUUUAUAAAACUGCCCUUGGGAAUGAAACUGCUGUGCACGUAGAUUCCUCCCACACAGAAUAUACGCUGUCUUCUUUGACUAGUGACACGUUGUACAUGGUACGAAUGGCAGCAUACACAGAUGAAGGUGGGAAGAGUGGUCCUGAUUUCACUUUCACUACUCCAAAGUUUGCUCAAGGAGAAAUUGAAGCCAUAGUUGUGCCUGUUUGCUUAGCAUUCCUAUUGACAACUCUUUUAGGAGUGUUAUUCUGCUUUAAUAAGCGAGAUCUGAUUAAAAAGCAUAUCUGGCCUAAUGUUCCAGAUCCUUCAAAGAGUCAUAUUGCCCAGUGGUCACCUCACACCCCCCCCAGGCACAAUUUUAAUCCAAAAGAUCACAUGUAUCCAGAUGGCAAUUUCACUGAUGUAAGUGUUGUGGAAAUAGAAGCAAAUGUCAAAAAGCCUUUUCCAGAAGAUCUGAAGUCAUUGGACCUAUUUAAGAAGGAAAAAAUUAGUACCGAGGGACACAGCAGUGGUAUCGGAGGAUCUUCUUGCAUGUCAUCUUCCAGGCCUAGCAUCUCUAGCAGUGAUGAAAAUGAAUCUGGGCAAAACACUUCAAGCACUGUCCAGUAUUCUACUGUGGUGCAUAGUGGCUACAGACACCAGGUUCCAUCAGUUCAAGUCUUCUCGAGGUCCGAGUCCACCCAGCCCUUGUUAGAUUCGGAAGAGCGGCCGGAAGACCUCCAGUUAGUAGAUAAUGUAGAUGGUGGGGAAAGUAUAUUGUCCAGGCAACAAUAUUUUAAGCAAAACUGCAGUCAACAAGAAACCAGUCAAGAUAGCUCACAUUUUGAAAGGUCGAAGCAAGUUUCAUCAGUCAAUGAGGAAGAUUUUGCCAGGCUUACACAGCAGCAGAUUGCAGAGCUUACUCCACAGUCUGGUGGAUCUGGGCAGUUGAAAAUGUUUCAAGAGGUUUCUACGGCAGAUGUUUUUGGUCCAGGUAUUGAGAGAGAAGUCGAGAGGAUUGAAUCAGUUGGGAUGGAUGAAGGAAUGCCUAAAAGUUACUUACCACAGACUGUAAGACAAGGUGGUUACGUGCCUCAGUGA
Molecule: messenger RNA, 2433 nt
Organism: Elephantulus edwardii (Cape elephant shrew)
Lineage: Eukaryota; Metazoa; Chordata; Mammalia; Macroscelidea; Macroscelididae
Gene: IL6ST
Product: interleukin 6 signal transducer (gp130, oncostatin M receptor)
Exons: 13
Coding region: 1-2433 (810 amino acids)
Biological process (GO): cytokine-mediated signaling pathway
Cellular component (GO): external side of plasma membrane; membrane; signaling receptor complex
Molecular function (GO): cytokine binding; cytokine receptor activity
Source: RefSeq, a predicted model, not a curated record